AUGGCGCUUUAUUCCUUUUUCGACAAUGUCAACAACGUGUUUUAUUUGUAAUAAUUUAUAGACAGAGAAAGCCACAAUCUAUCGGAAUAAGCAACGCGGUGUGUCAUUUAUUAAAGUUCUGCUGACUGUAGAAGUGAAGUGUGUCUUUAAGCAGUGAUUUAGUGCUUCUGUUCGUCGAGAGAAAUGACCUGCCGUGAACUCAACUCCAGAACCUCGAAGCUUCUCAGUGAAAUCCACGAGAUUUAUCAAGAUAUCAGAGAAGAGUCAAUACAACCAGCAGAGACUUCUGGUAGGUCGGUGGAGAACACGGUGAUUCUGCUUAAAGAGAAAGCAGAAAGAGGAGAUUUGCAAGCCGCCUUCCUCCUGGGACAGUUACACUACGAGGAGGGCCGCUACGCAGAAGCAGAGAUCAUCUUUGAUGGCAUUAAAGAUGAAGAUCCUCGAGCUCUGUAUCAGCUGGCUGUCAUAUAUUACGAUGGCCUUGGAACCAAAGAAGACCUUCACAAGGCAAUUGAGUACAUGAGAACAGUUGCAUUCUGGGAUUCGUCCGAGGUGGGCUGUAUCAGAUACACAGCGCUGUAUAACCUGGGCCGGUCGUAUCUGGAGGGUUAUGGUGUCGAGGCGUCCAGCGCUGAAGCAGAGCGGCUUUGGCUCCUGGCAGCUGAUGAUGGAAACCCGAACGCUAGUGUGAAAGCACAGUCGUCUCUGGGCAUGUUUUACUGCAGACCGGAGACUCUGGACCUGAGAAAGGCGUUCGCGUGGCACUCGGAGGCGUGUGGUAACGGCAGUCUGGAGUCUCAGGGUGCUCUGGGCGUCAUGUAUCUGUACGGUCACGGCGUGCAGAAGGACCCCGACGCGGCCCUGUUCUGCCUGAAGGAGGCGGCAGAGAGAGGAAACGUCUACGCUCAGGGUCACCUGACGGCCUGCUACUACCACAGGAAGCUCUACUCCAGAGCAGCCGCCCUGGGAGAGAGGUACAGCGCAUCCUGCAGAAACCAUGAAGAACACCGUUUUGUUUUCUGUGGUAAAAACGGGUUUGUUUUAACUCUCAGAGUGUGUGGAUACGAGGACAUCAGUGCCAUAGCGCGGCACACGGACUGUCUGGAGGAGUACAUCAGAAAGGGCAUCGCUAUAGCCAUGUUUUACUACGCACGCUGCCUUCAGCUGGGCCGAGGCGUCCUGAAGAACAGAGACAGAGUGAAGAGCUACUUCUCACAGGCUGCCAGGAUCGAUCCAGAGAUCUGUAAGGAGCUGCAAAUGGACGUGGUGCACGGCAGGAUAUAAAUCACAAGUGCAACAGCAAUCACUCAUUUAAUCUCAUCACUGUAAUUGAUGGAUAUACAGUUGUGCUCAUGAGUAAGCAUAUCCCUUGCAGAAUAUGGAAAAUGUCAUUUCAUUUGAACUAAAUAAGGGGGAUCAUGGAAAUUGCAUGUUAUUUAUUUAUUUUAUUUAACACUGUCUUGAAUAAGCUAUUUCACGUAACAGAUGUUUAUGUAUUCUCUACAAGACAAAAUAAUAACAGAUUAUUUUUUUUAAAUAACUUAUUCAAAAGUUCUUUCUGUUUUGUGAUAGUUGUUCAUGAGUCCCUUUUUGGUCCUGAGCAGUUGAGCCUGCUGUUCUUCAGAAAAAUCCUCAAGCUCUGGCACAUUCUUUGGUUUUCCAGCAUUUUCUGCAAAUUUGAAACUUUUCCAAAAGUGACUGUAUGAUUUUGAUAUCCAUCUUUUGGACAGUUGGGGGACUCAUACAUAACUAUGGUAUAAGGUAGAAAGCAACAUUUACUGAUGCUCAAGAAGGCAACACAAUGCAUUAAGAGCUGGGGGUGCAACCUUUUGAAUUGUAUGAUCAGAGUAAAUUGUACUCAUUUUUUCUUGUGGGAAACAUUUAAAUAUUUGUGUAGCUUCUUGAGUGCAGUACCAGAUGAAAUAAACAUGAUCUUUAAACAAAAUAAGAAAAAUGUACAUAUCAUCAUCCUGUUCAAAAGUUUACACCCCCAGCUCUUAAUGCGUUGUGUUGCCUUCUUGAGCAUCAGUAAAUGUUUCCACCUUUUGUAAUAGCUGUUUAUGGAUCUCAAAAUCAUACAGUCACUGUUGGAAAGGGUUCAAAUAUUCAGAAGAUGCUGGAAAACCAAAGAAUGUGCAGGAGCUGGAGGAUUUUUCUGAAGAACAGCAGGCAGCUGCUCAGGAUAAACAAAUUACACUUGAACAGCUAUCACAAAAUAUAAAAACAUAAAUUUCAUCCAAGAAACAACACAAAGUAUUAAGGGGUAUGAAAACUUUUGAAUGGGGUAAUUUUUAUAAAUUCAGUUUUAUCAUUGUCUUGUGUGAAAUAGCUUAUUCAUGACAGCACUAAAUAAAAAAUAACAUGCAAUUUU
This is a messenger RNA of Carassius gibelio (silver crucian carp), 2371 nucleotides long. RefSeq names its product LRP2 binding protein (gene lrp2bp). The transcript has 7 exons. The record is from RefSeq and is a predicted model, not a curated record. NCBI's taxonomy places the organism in Eukaryota, Metazoa, Chordata, Actinopteri, Cypriniformes, Cyprinidae. Gene Ontology annotation, molecular function: protein binding. The coding region runs from base 184 to 1284 and encodes 366 amino acids.